AUGGGUGGAAAGAAGGGCGAGAACUCCAAGAAAGCGGCGGGCAUGGCUCGCAAAGCCGAAGUUGCGGCCCAGAAGCAAGCCAUAUCCGAUGCGAAGAAGGCUGCGGACGAAGAUCGCAAGUGGCAACAGGGUGCGAAAUCGAAUGCGAAGAAAGAGUCAGAGGAAUCUAAACGAGCUGACGCAGCCCGCAAGAAAGCGGAGCGUGAUGCCCUUCUCGCCGCAGAAGAAGCCUCGCAGCCUUCCAAACCCAAAGGUGCAGGUGCUAAAUCUGCGGCGAAAAAGACUCGGGGCACAUUAGAUUUCUCCCACCUCGACGCGGCGCUUGGCGUGUCUACCUCUGGAUCCAAGAAAGCAGCUGCGCUCAACGCCUCCGGCAUCGAUAACGCACUCGACGCGCUGUCGUUAACGUCGAAUUCCGAAAGCACUAAGAUAGAUCGUCAUCCGGAGCGCAGAUUCAAAGCGGCAUAUGCCGCUUUCGAGGCACGACGGUUACCCGAGAUCGAAAAGGAACAACCGGGACUGAGAAGACAACAGAGGAUUGAGAUUGUCAAGAGAGAGUUCGAGAAGAGCGAAGACAAUCCAUUCAAUAAAGUCAACGUGGCGUACGAUGCGAGCAAAGAGGAGAUUGCGAAAGUCAAGGCCGCUGAGAAAGCGAAGAUCGAGUCUCGGUUGGCAGCGAGGUAA
Messenger RNA from Coccidioides posadasii C735 delta SOWgp, 684 nucleotides. RefSeq lists its product as uncharacterized. Gene Ontology annotation, biological process: transcription by RNA polymerase II. Gene Ontology annotation, molecular function: transcription coactivator activity. Gene Ontology annotation, cellular component: nucleus. Lineage: Eukaryota; Fungi; Ascomycota; Eurotiomycetes; Onygenales; Onygenaceae. The record is from RefSeq and is a predicted model, not a curated record.